Xyrauchen texanus (razorback sucker) is the source of this 5164-nucleotide messenger RNA. It is a transcript of the gene brdt, whose product is annotated as bromodomain, testis-specific. The transcript has 21 exons. The record is from RefSeq and is a predicted model, not a curated record. Lineage: Eukaryota; Metazoa; Chordata; Actinopteri; Cypriniformes; Catostomidae. Gene Ontology annotation, biological process: chromatin remodeling; positive regulation of transcription elongation by RNA polymerase II. Gene Ontology annotation, cellular component: chromatin; nucleus. Bases 767 to 4042 code for a protein of 1091 amino acids.
CUGCAGUGAUGAUCGAUGUCUAACACUCGCCAGAAGCUGACAGCCAGCCACAAUGUAACCAUUAAAGAGAGGAACCGAACUAAACCGAUGGGACAGAAUGUUCUAGAAUGGCCAUGUGAUGUCCGGAGACCACUUGUGUCGCACUUAAAAAAAAAAAAAUACUAAUUAGGUACAUGUUGUUUUAUGGGAGUUCAUCCGCCUGUCGUAUACAUAAACGUGUUCAACUUUAAAAACAGCUUUUCGGUGUUUUCAAUGGGUGUAAGUAAAGUCACGUUUAGAUGACAUACAUUUUUAACGCAGUAUUUUUCUCAGAGUUAAAGGCGCAAGGGGGAAGAAGGGAGCACGUGAGGGGUCUCGUCCAAUGGGAUUGCGUGCUUUUAGCAGGAGGGUAUAAAUACCAGGUGGUUGCUGUGAGAGACAUCCGCCAUUGAUGACUAUCGUAUCAAAGAAACAGACCUAUUUCAAACAAUUAUGUGUGAUGUCAGUUUGUUCUUUUGGCGUUGACAUUUAGAUUUGAAAAAUCGUUUUCUUAGAGGGUUUUUUCCGGGCGAAAAGCAUCGACAACACCCCAUCGGUUGGUGAAGUUUUCCAGCAGAGCUCCUUCGGCACUGCAGCGUCUGUCUCCGUUCGACAGUUAAAACUUUCUUUGUUGUGCUUGAGACGGAAAGUUGCACAGGAAGUGGAAGUGUAAUGCACACUGAGCUGCCUAGGUGUGCAGCUGCAAAAACUCUUUCCACGCUUGUUACUUCCUGGUUCAGUCCAGACAAUGUCAUAUGUGAAACCCCCACAUAAUUUCAUCAUGAAUGCAAAUCCCCCUCCCCCUGAGUACAAGAACCUCAAGAAGCCUGGGCGUCUUACCAACCAGCUACAGUAUCUAGAGAAGGUGGUGAUUAAGGCCCUGUGGAGACACCACUUCUCCUGGCCCUUUAGACAGCCUGUGGAUGCGGUCAGACUUCAUUUGCCAGACUAUUAUUCAAUCAUUAAGAACCCAAUGGACUUGACCACCAUUAAAAAGCGUCUUGAGAACAAUUAUUACUGGAAAGCAAUGCAGUGUAUUGAAGACUUCAACACUAUGUUCACAAACUGUUAUGUGUACAAUCGGCCAGGAGAUGACAUUGUUCUGAUGGCACAAGCGCUUGAGAAGCAUUUCCUAGAGAAGGUGUCACAGAUGCCUCAGGAUGAGUGUGAAAUCUCUGCUCUGACCAGUAAAGCUCCAGUCAAAGGAGGGAGGAAGCCAGCAGGGCUAAACGUGAGGCCACCGUCUCCGGUGUCUGAGGUUGUCUUUCAGCAGACGGUGACUGUCAUCCCUCCUGAUGUGCUCCACACAAUUCCCUCUGCCCCUCUGUCUGCUCAGCUCACAGCCAAAUUAAAAAAUGGCGUGAAAAGGAAAGCGGACACUACAACCCCUUCUGCAUCUUCCAUCACUAGCUCUGAGGCAUCCCCUUGUUUAAAAGAACCAAAAGUCCUUAAGUUAUUCUCCAGGCGAGGCAGCGGUCGACCCAUCAAACCCCCCUGUAAAGACCUUCCUGAGUCCCCACCACAGCAUCAGGUGGGCAGAAGGAACAAACUCUCAGAGAGACUCAAAUACAGCAGUGCCAUCCUGAAAGAGAUGUUUGCCAAAAAGCAUGCAGCUUAUGCCUGGCCCUUUUAUAAGCCUGUGGAUGCUGAAGCACUGGGCCUUCAUGAUUAUCAUGAAAUCAUUCUCCAGCCCAUGGAUCUAAGUACCGUCAGAAAAAAGAUGGAAACUCGUGAGUACACCGAUGCAUUACAAUUCGCUGCAGAUAUGCGCCUUAUGUUCUCAAACUGCUACAAAUACAAUCCACCUGCGCAUGAGGUUGUGACGAUGGCCAGGAAACUCCAGGAUGUUUUUGAGUCGUGCUUCUCGAAGAUCCCUGAAGAGCCGAGGAAUCAAGCCCCAAUUCCUGGUCUAAACAGAGCGAGGAAAGAGAAAAUAGUUAGAGCGGUCAGUCCAUCCAGCUCUGAUAGCAGCGGCAGUGAAUCGCCCUCUCCAUCAGACAACUCCUCAGACUCAGAGGAGGGUGAAGAAGAGAGGGCUCUUAGACUCGCCAGCCUGGAGGAACAGCUGAAAGCAGUGCGAGAGCAGCUGCAGUUACUGACUCAAACACCCCUUCUGAAACCAAAGAAGAAAGAGAAGUCCAAGAAGAAGAAGGAGAGGGAGUCCAAGCGAAAAGGUGAAGAAAUGAAGAAAUCAUCAAAAAUACAGAGGAGGUCCAACAGCAGCAAGUCAUCAGGACGGAACAAGGAGAGCAGAGCAUAUGACUCUGAGGAAGAGAUGAAUGCUUUGCCCAUGCCUUAUGAGGAGAAACGGCGACUGAGUCUGGACAUUAACAAGCUCCCUGGAGAUAAACUUGGCAAAGUAGUGCACAUCAUCAAGGCAAGAGAGCCCCUGCUUAGGGACACAGACCCUGAGGAGAUUGAGAUCGACUUUGAGAUGCUCAAACCUUCAACACUUCGAGCUCUUGAGUGCUACGUCAUUAGUUGCCUUCGGAAGAAACCAAAAGAAACAGACCGAAAAAAGCCACAAAAGAAAUCUAAAAACAAGGAAAUGGAGAAAGAACUACAAAACAUGUCUGGUGAACCAAUGUCCAAUAAAAAGGCCAAGAUUAAAGAAGAGGACGAGUUUAAAGACAUGACUCAUCCAACGUGCUUGAGUGACAGCAGCAGCUCGUCCAGCUCUGACAGCAGUAGUAGUGACACUAGAUCUUCUGAUAGCUGUGACUCUGAUUCAGAAAAGAAAAUUAAGAGGAAGCAAAGCAAAGCCCCUGGCCAUGCCAACAAAAUUAAAAACAAGGCAUUGCAGCAGCCAGCUGCAGUUGGUGUAAAGGACCCUUCACUUGACGUGACAUGCCAGUCUCAUCCAGUCUCAGAGACAGACUCCAAAGACCUGUUUGCAUUACAAGCCAAGCAGCUCACAGAGGAUGCCAUUACAGCAAUCCCAGCGUUACACAACCGGCUGCCGCCUCAGCCAUCAAGACCUAAUGGCAAAGCUGCCCCCCUACUUUGUAAAACCCGGACUGCUCCCUUUCCACUCGACCUACCUCCAGACCAGGCCCACUGCCCUUUACUCAACUCUUCCAACACCCCUUGUAAGGAUCACAAAACAUCUCCACCCGAAUGCUCCCCUUUGGCAAUCAUUCCACACCCUCCUGUUUCACCCCCGGUAGACCAACCAUUCUCCCUUAGUCCCUCGCUCAAUCCUCCACAUGCCCCUCAUAUCCCUGACCCACAGGAUUUUCAGCUUGGCUCCCCCUCACUUGCUGUUGCUGAGAAGCCUCCACAUAAGUCUGAACAGGAAGGUGUUCCUCCUCUUCUAUCACCACUGACCUCACCUCCUGCAGUCAUGCCUGUCAUAGGAUCACUGCCUACCUCCAGCUCUCAAUUUGAGCAUUGUAGAAUGUUGUCACCUCUGCAGGAGAGUCCAUUAACUAAUAUGAAGGAUGAGCAGGGCUGCCUAGAAACACUGGAAGAGCCCUCCUUUCAGCUGCACAAAAUAUCUGGAGCGAAACACGAUGGCAGUGAACUAUGCAAGUCCAUUCAAGAUGCCAAAUUCAGCAUGCCUAAAAAGGAUUUUGUCCUGAAGAAUGCAGACUCCUGGACGUGUCUGGGUAAGAUGGCUACUCAAAAUACUUGCACCAUUAAGUCAUCCAAGGAGAGUUUUCAGCAGUUCCGUAAGGUUGCCAUGGAGAAAGAGGAACGAGAGCGAGCUCGUAAACUCCAGUUGGAGGUUGGCCGAGAAAAGAGUUGCACAGACAAAAGCAGUCUGAUGCAGCAGCAAAAGACCAAGCUGGACUGCCAGCCUUCAAAGCCAGAAGUGGAGUUAUCAGAACUGCCUUUGAUGGCUAUCUUGGAUACACCCAAAGACCCUGAGCCCUGCACUCUUCAGCAGAAUUCUGUGGACCGAGAACGAGAGAUGGCUCGCAAAAGAGAGCAGGAGCGCCGCAGGAGGGAGGCUAUGUCAGGAAUCAUUGACAUGACCAUGCAGAGUGACAUAAUGGCGACCUUUGAGAAGAACUUGAUCUAAGAUAUAAACAAAUAAAAUUAUUUGCUUGUGGAUAUUGUGUUACUGUUCGGUGAACAGUGUGGAUCAUCUUGUCCCUUCCCAAGAGUCCUGGUGACUGAAACGGGUCUUAGUAUUUCAAUGGACAAAAUUACUGCAAUAUAGCUGCAUCACUUUACAUUUGUAUGAAAUUAGCUCUUGUAAAAAUAAGAAAUCAGUAGUGGACCAUGCAAGUUCAAUAUGCGCACCAGUAACCGUGUUGUGUGUUUAUGUGUGUAUAUUCGUGUUUUUUUGUUGUUGUUUUUUUUAAUAAGUUGAAUGUUUUUGAAAUGCCUGCACUGAAAUGCUGCCCAAUUGUCUGAGGCAGUUUUGAAAGAGAAACAUGUCUGACAUUUCACAAAAGCCUUUGUGUUCUUUAACAUCUUUAGUUAUUCGUUUUGUUUAUACUGAACAAUUGUGUUUACUUCUCUUGAAUAUUACUGUAAUCGAAUCUUUGACACAUUCCAUCAACUCUUCUGCUGUAUGAAUAAUGAAUAGCUGGUUGUUUUGUGCUAGCUGUUGACAGAAAUGUAAGGGAUAUUCCUGUGCAGGGUUCUGUCCCUGUUUAUCCUAUUAGCUGGUAUUUCAUCUAUUUGAAAACGUACUGCAUUAAACUUGACCUGUUUAAGUUGUCAAAAAAAAAAUAGUAUUUCUGUAGUGUCAGAAAUGUAACAUUUAGCAUGCGUGUUAAAAGUAAUUUGUAUUUUGUUACCGGGGACAGCCAUUUUCCUAGGUGUUGCCUUCAAUGAAUGAGAGUUCUUCAGAUGAGUUAUUGCACUUCCUGUAUUUCUAUUUGUAUCCAUUUUGAAGUGUAGUGCCAUAAAGUUCCACUCUUAGAGGUGAUGGGCAUUUCUCUGUGCCUAAAGACAGUGGGUUCCCCAGAGUUAUGUUGAUUCCAAUGUGUGAUCUGUUGAUUGUACUGCAAAAAGACAAGUUAAAUAUUGUUUUUCUGACUGUAACAGUCAUGGCAGUUUUCCAGGGAUAUCUUCCUGUUAAGGGUCAUCACAAGCACUUUAUUCAUUCUACCACCAUGCUGAGGUGUCACAAGAGGGAAAGACUAAUAUAUUAUUUCAAAAAGAUUGCAUUCUAAAAGUUAAAUCAAUAAAG